UGUAUAAAAACAUCGAGUAUCCACCUCGUUGUCCUCUCUUGAUCUAUACUUGGACGACAAGAGUAAGAUUCGUCACUGAGAAUCGCCAUUUUAUGAAAGGAAGACCCCAUUACUGACUGACGAGAAUGUACUAGAUUGUGUUACGCGAUUGUUUUUGUGUCGUGAUGACAGCUAGUCUGGAUCCAACUUAUUGACCGUUGCAUGGUUGUUCUUCGCCGAAAAUUCUAGAUCUGAAAUCAUGGUUGUCUACCAAGGGCUGAGUAGAGCACAGCUCAGCUUCGACUAUCUGCACACCAACUCGACCACCCACGAAUUCCUCUUCGGGGCAUUGGCGGAGCUGCUGGAUAAUGCAAGGGAUGCGCAAGCAAGACGAAUGGAUGUUUACGCGGAGAGAAAUGAAUCACUCCGUGGUGGCUACCUGCUUAACUUUCUGGAUGAUGGGUCUGGAAUGGAUCCAGCUGAGGUUGCCACAGUUAUCCAGUUUGGAAAAUCAACAAAGAGAGUCUUGGAUUCCAAUAUGAUUGGACAAUAUGGAAACGGCUUGAAAUCAGGUUCUAUGAGAAUUGGAAAAGACUUCAUCCUGUUCACCAAACAAGGGGCAACAAUGACGUGUUUAUUUUUGUCUCGCACAUUCCAUGAAGAGGAAAAAAUUGAGGAAGUUAUAGUGCCAAUGCCUUCUUUUGAGAAGAAUACUAGGCAUCCAUAUGUGCAGGGCGCUGGAGAGAAAGAAAGGCAUCAAAUAGAGAUGGAUUUGAUACACAAAUACUCACCAUUUAAAACGGAGGCUGAAUUCUUUGCCCAGUUUGACAAGAUCAUUGGCGAUUCAGGAACAAUGGUCAUCAUUUACCACUUGAAACUCAUGGAUAAUGGGGAUACAGAGCUGGAUAUCAGUACAGAUGCUAGUGACAUCUUGUUGACUGGAUCAGUGUCUUCAACAGGAAUUGCUGAUGAUAGUCUUGUACCGGAGAGACGCUCUUUUCGAGCCUACACUUCAGUUCUGUAUGCUGAACCCAAAAUGAAAAUCUACAUUCAAGGUCACAAGGUGCACACAAAACGCCUUGCCUACUCGCUCUACAAACCAAAGCUUUACAAGUAUACUUCCACUCGUUUCAAGACGAGGUCAGAGAUGAAAACUGCAGAGGCUGUCCAUAGUGCCAAAGUUGCAAAUGAAAAGGCAAGAGAGGCUGAAAGUAAAGCUCGGGAUCUGGAGAAGAAGUUUGGACACGGAGGCCCAAAAGACAAAAGGGCUGCAACAAGACAAGCUCACACAGAAGCCAUUGAACUCAGACAACUUGCCACGCUACGCAAAAAGAUAGCAGAUAAACAACAGAAAUCCCUUAAAGAACCCAAGACGCUGAACUUUACCUUUGGUCUGAACCUAAGCAAUCGAAGAUAUGAUGGUGGGUUCAUCUACAAUUGUGGUAGACUGAUCAAGAUGUAUGAGAGAGUAGGUCCACAAGUGGAUGGAGGAGUGCAAUGUAGCGGAGUUGUAGGGUUUGUAGAUGUCCCCUACCUGGUGCUAGAACCCACACACAACAAGCAAGACUUUGCUGAUGCUAAGGAGUUCAGGCACUUACUGAAGGCUAUGGGAGAUCACCUCUCACAAUACUGGAAAGACGUCAACAUCACGGGGUCUCUCGGUGUGACCAAGUUCUGGGAGAGUUUUGGGUACGUCAGCCAAAACUGGAAGGAUCCACCCUCUGAGGACAUCAAGUUUGUCCGUAAGAGAGCUAUGCAGACCCCAACUCUUGUGCAGUGUGAUUUCUGUCUUAAGUGGAGGAUCAUACCAUUUUCUGCGAGUAAUAUCAACCGAGUAUUCACCGAUGAUUGGCAGUGUUCCAUGAAUUCAGAUAUCACACACAACAGGUGCUCGAAUGCAGAACAGAAAGUCCCAGUCACAGUUGGUGUGUUCAAGAAAGAAACCAAGUCGGCAGAAGAACAGAAAAAGGAAAUUUUAGAGGACAUCAAAAAGAAGCAAGAAAAACUAGAUAAAAUUCAGACCUCGCUGCCACCAUCCAAACCACCUAAACCAAUUGGCAAAGCAUCUCCGGUACAAAGCUACAAAGAUAAGCCCGUUGGGAAGGCUUCUCCAGUUGUUAAUCAAGCUAACAGAAGGUUCUCUACCCCGCCGGCAACCAGCAGUAGGCAAUCCUCGGCCUCAAACAGCAGAUACGCUACCACACAAGCUGCCAAAUAUGAAACCAAGAAAGUAACUCCUGCUGUGGUGCAGAAAAAACCUGCUGCGAAACAACAGCGAGCACCUCCAGCUCCUGCAGUUAAGAAACCUGUUGCUACUAAGAGGCUCAGUAGUAAACCAUCGUCAAUUGACACAACCAGCAGUGAGGAUAAAUCCCCCGAACCUGCCAAGAAAAGGAGGCUGACUGUGAACUCUCAAUCAUCGGCAGAUAAAGAGAUGGAAACAGACUCGACAGAAAACAGCUCCUCAUCGGAGGCAGAUGUGCCAUCUUGCAAUCUACAACUAGAGACUGAAAAUGUUGGUAAACAGGUAGAGGCUUUUGUUGAUGGCAAGUGGUAUGCAGGCAAGAUCGUCAAAGUCUUUCAGAAACCCGGAGGCAGCGUCAUCAGGUGGAAGGUCAAGUUUGAUCUCCAUCCUAAAGACAAAUACGACAAGAGUUAUGAUAAAGACAGUAAAGAACUCAGAUUGGCGACCCCCUCUGAGCAACUUGAAGAAGAAGAGUUUUCAACAACAAUCCCUGAAGAUACCUUGCCGAAAAUAUCAGCCCCGACCCAUGAACCUGCUGUUCAGAAAGUAACUCCCACUACAACAACAAAAGUCAAACCAGUAGCGUCCCCUCCACCCACACCAACAAAGACGGUUGUUCCUCCCGCCAAGACGGUGGACCCUCCUAAAGCUACAGUUACCCCCAAUGCAAAUGUGCCAGUCAAGAAGGAUGAUGUGGAAGAGGAACAGAUAAAAGAAGACAAGGCAGAAGUACAGAUAAAAGAAGACAAGACAGAAGCUGUGGUGGUUUCCAAGGAUUCUAAGAGUAUCCAGACAGUCUCGUCAACCGUUGAGAAUAAACUUGCCAUGGGAUAUAGGAAAUGUCUACGCUAUUUCUUGCCGCCACAGUGGCCAAUGAACAAAGAAAUGAUCAACAGCCUUUCUCUAGAUCAGCUUUGUGAUUUCUCGCUGGACGAUUUCUUUGACCAAUACGAGAAGGGACUUCGAAAUCUUGUUGGAGGUUUUCAGGCAGAGGCAGCCGAGAAGGCCAGAGAGACUGAAGCCACCAAACUUAAACUUGUUGAACUCAGAAAACUCAUUUCUCAACUACUCCGGUCAAUUAACGAUGAGAUUGUUGUGACUGAUACGGGUGGGGAGGAAGUGGAUCUCAUGCUUGCUGCUUGUGUAAAACAAGCCAUGCAGGACGAAUGAACUGUUAAUUCUACACAAUGAUGACUACUAGAUAAUUGAGACAUAUUCGCCAAGUCCUGAAGGAAACAUGUCAUAUUGGAGUUGCAAGUUGAAUUUGGAAACCUGGGAUUGUCCAAAAUAAGCGAUAAAGGGUCUUGAUGAAGAGUUCAACAUUACUGCAAGGAGAUUUUCAUAAUGCAUUGUUCCUGUCAAACAACUACAUUUGAUGAAAUUGUGGCCACCAGGGUACAUGCAGAGAGAUGGUUGCAGCAGUGGGAUUGAUCGAGAUGUGAAAAGCAGUCCCUGCAGCCCAAUAGGCAAAAAUAUAUAUGUUCCCUUUAACUUCAACUUGAAGAGGUUCAGAACCUCAAAUCUUUGGUGCCAAGAUGAUUAAGCUGUUGCCUAAAGGAUUACAGUAAGAGCUUUCAGGAGUUGUUGCUGACUAUGGAUCAUGCACAAGUAUUGAUAGGAGUCCCUGCAGCUCAAAAUGAAAGGAAACAUGUAUGUAUGUAUAAUCCCUUUACCUUCUGCAGACUAGACUUUUAAGUGGUUUAAAACCUGCAAUCUUGAUUGCCAAGUGGAUUAAGCUGUUGCCUAGAGGAUUACAGUGAGAGCUUUCAGGAGUUGUUGCUGACUACGGAUAGUGCUCUAGUAAUGAUAGGAGUCCUGACAGCUCAAACAGAAAGGCAAAAUAUGUGCAUGUAUGAUCCCUUUAACUUCUGCAGACUAGACUUGAAGAGGUUCAGAACCUCCAAUCUAGAGUUCCAGGAGGACCUAAGCUGUUGCCAAGAGUAUUAUAGCAGUGAGGGCUUUCAGGAGUUGUUGCUGACUACAGAUCAUGCUCCAGUAAUCAUAGGAGUCCCUGCAGCUGAAAUAGAAAGGCAAAAUAUAUUCAUGUAUGUUCCCUUUAACUUCUGCAGACUAGACUUUAAGAGGUUCAGAACCUCCAAUCUAGAGUUCCAGGAGGACCUAAGCUGUUGCCAAGAGUAUUAUAGCAGUGAGGGCUUUCAGGAGUUGUUGCUGACUACGGAUCAUGCUCAAGUAAUAAUAGGAGUCCCUGCAGCUUAAAUAGAAAGGCAAAAUAUAUGCAUGUAUGUUCCCUUUAACUUCUGCAGACUAGACUUUAAGUGGUUCAAAACCUGCAAUCUUGAUUGCCAGGAUUAAAGCUGUUGCCAAGAGGAUUAUAGCAGUGUGAGCUUUCAGGAGUUGUUGCUGACUACGGAUCAUGCUCAAGUAUAGACAGGAGUCGGUGCAGCUCAAAUAAGAGGCAAAAUAUUUGCGUGUAUGUUCCCUUUAACUUUUGCAGACAAGAUUUUAAUAGGUUCAAAAUCUCCAAUCUCGAGUGUCAAGAGGAUUAUUGCUGUUAGAGCUUACAGGAGUUGUUGCAGAAAAUGCUACAGUGAUGAUAGGAGUUUUCAUUUUCUGUGAUGGAUGUGUACUGGAAUGAAGUCUAGCUGGUUGAGACGUCUUGUGGCUGUACACAAUGUGGAUGGUGCAUACAAAUUGUCAUUGUGUACUGAAAUGAAGAAUAGCUAAUUGGAAAAUACAAUACCUAGAUGGUUUGUCUAGAUGGUGCCUAUUGUCAUUCAAUCAGGAUCUCUAAAUCUUGGAAGUUGUGUCAUCCUCAAUGAACCUUCAAUAUAAUUACACUGAGGAAUUUCAAGACUGUAGCCCAACUUCAAAGAUUUGGUUUAAGCAAAGAGUCUACUUAGCAGAUGUCUCCAAAGGAAGAUGAAGCGUGGAGUGAGUCGCAGGCAAAACAGGACUGAAGAAACGGCAUAAUGUUCUGCGUUAACAGCAGCUCUAUAAAAUAAGGCUCAAACUACCAGACCUAAACUUGCAUCACAUUCCCUGCUUCGCUGGUCUUCACAAAAUGUAGACCAAAGACACAUUUCUGGUGUUGGUUGCACUGGCCUAGUGUACUUUCAAUUUGAUGUUGUGUGUACAUUUCAAAGCAAUUUCAUCCUUGCAGUUGUCAGUGUUGAGUGUUGAAUUUGUUUACAAAGUUUCGUUGCAAUUUCAGAACCUUUCUAAAAUGUUGUUAUUUUUUACAAUGUGUUGAAGCAGAAGUUCGCUUUGCUCGUAAAAUCUGAUAAUAUGGCUGAAAUGGUUUUUAUUUGUAUUUGUUGUUGAACAACUUGUGGGAUUAAGACAUGUAGUUUAAUUAGUUUUGCGUAAGCAUCUUUUGUCUGAUCUUGUAGGAACUGGUCAAGACCAUCUGUAUUCACAUUGUCUCGUUGUCGGGUGUGGCUAAAAAGGUAGGCUACCUCGACUGUUUGGUUGUUCUGUGCAGGUUACUUCAGUCCGUCAAUGAAACAUAACCUUGUGUCUGUCGAAUCUCAACUUAACAUAAUUGAUGUUCUUGGAGCGGUUUUGGGAUCAAACUGUUCAUGUACUUGUUGAAAGUUCAAUGCAUGGAGUGAUAAUCUCUUGUCGGCUGUUGCAGUGGUUAUUUUGUUUGGAUUAUGUGACGUAUACAAAUGUUUCCGUCAUGGCUUGUGAAGGUACUACAAACAGUUGAUGUGUAAAUGUUGUGGGUUGUAUGAAUGUUGGAUACAACAGAUUUUUAAAGUGUUUUAGGAUGAAAUGUCAUGCAUUGUAUUUGUUUGCAGAUACAUGUAGUUUCAGCAUGCCAAGACUACUUAACAGUAAUUUUUUAGUAUGUUCAUCUGUGUUAAGCAUUACUUUUUCAAACUUUUUUUUACAUGAUAUUAUCAGUAUGAUAUCAGUCUUAAAUCUUUAUUAUUUUAGAGACACUAUGCAGCUUUCUUUGUUAUAUUCGCUUCUGUGCUAUGGCAAUCAUUCCUAGAGACUUGUUCUUAUUUGGACAACCUCAGUUUAUUUGGUUACAUUAGUUUGAAUGGGUAAACAUUAAUGUUGGUGUGCAUCAUAUAAUAGUGAAAAUUGCCAAAAUGCCCUUGCCAGAUGCCUUGGUAUGCACAUUGGCCUAUCAUUUUUAGUACAUGUACUCCACAUAUACAAGUGUGUUACAAUAAUCCCAAUGACAAUGAAAGUGGAAGUUCUCAGUGUUUCAUUCAAAGGGACCAGACGUUUUUUGUAGGUAAGCCUCAGUUUUGUUACAUUAAGUUUAAUGGGUGGGAAACCAGAUGACAGCACAAUGUUUGGUCUGUUACCUUGUCUCUUUAAAUUGCAAGAAUGAAGCUCAAAGCCUAUUUCUAAUCGUUGUGGUUUUUGCUUAUUCGAUACAGCAAUACUUUUUCGUGUGAAAAUGGCCAGUAGCAAAAGUUCUUUGAACUGAUGCAAUACCAUGCAACACUUAAGUUGUUCUAUCUGUCUUAUCAUGUGUUAGUUUGCAAAAUAACAUGGUUGUGACAUAUUCUGUCGAUAAGCUGUUCUGUUUUUGUUUUAGUUUGCUUGUAAUAUGCUUAUUAGAUUAUUAUUUAAAACGCAUGCAUCGCCGUGUAGAAUUACAGUUCUUUUUUAUUUUAAACUGCAGAUUUGUUGCUUAUCAUUUUAACAGAAACUCUUUAACGAUAUAUUUAUUUUUGUACGCAUUUUGUAUUGUGUGAUUGUUUUGUCAAUGUGUGCUGUUUGUCAAUUUGGUAAGAUUGAGUAAAAAGAACAACAAUUAUCAAGUUGGUUCAGUCCAAGUCUGUGUUCAGAAGUUAUCAAGUUCAGUUAUCAUGCUUUGCUUGUUUAAAAUUAAAGAGCUGUGCAGAAUUGUGUCUUUUUUAGAGCUUGCUCUUUAAAACAGUAGGCCUAGGUUCAUUUAGCAAUCUUGUUGCUAUGUGUUAACUAUUAUUUUUUAUUAUCACUGUGAAGACUUAAACAGAUUCGUGCACAUUUUGUAAACACUGUAAAUAAAACAAGAUUUGUAUAAUUAUGACGACCUGA
Molecule: messenger RNA, 7228 nt
Organism: Asterias rubens (European starfish)
Lineage: Eukaryota; Metazoa; Echinodermata; Asteroidea; Forcipulatida; Asteriidae
Product: ATPase MORC2-like
Exons: 26
Coding region: 239-3394 (1051 amino acids)
Cellular component (GO): nucleus
Molecular function (GO): zinc ion binding
Source: RefSeq, a predicted model, not a curated record